This is a messenger RNA of Racocetra persica, 268 nucleotides long. NCBI's taxonomy places the organism in Eukaryota, Fungi, Glomeromycota, Glomeromycetes, Diversisporales, Gigasporaceae. The record is from the annotation of a GenBank genome assembly.
AUGAAUCCUGACGAAAAAGAAACAGAACAAACCUCUAAGAACAAUUUGCCGCAAAAUAAUCCACAACAAUUUGAAUCUUCUGAAAAGGAACAAGUGUCCAAUGAUGUUGUUAAUAGCGAAGAGCAAAAGAGCAGUAACGAAGAGCUUGUCAUUAAUAGACCUGUUACGGUAGAUGAUGUUCUUUCUGGCAAGAUUACUCUUCCGAAGCCUGCUCCUAAGAAUUAUAAUGAUUAUUCUCAACAAGAGUUUCUAGUUCUCUCUGACACUG